GUAACGCAAAUGAAGUGGACGAGUGGAAACGAGAGAGAGGAAGAGAGGGAUUGAUGAAAAAAUUGCUAGCAAGAGAAAGAAAGGUAAAUAAAAAUGGAAAACAUGUCGGCAGUUGGCAUCUGUCGAUAGAGUGGGCCUUGAGGCUGAACGCAGGCGGUGAGGGUGAACAAUUACAGUGUGUAAAAAGCACCGCUGGAUGAUUUUGUACAAAAAGGUAAAUGAUCUAUCAGUGCGGGAUUUUAUGAAUAAAAUAAUACCAUAAUAACCCAUUAAUCGAUUAAAUUGCAAAAAACAUCCGAGUAUUUAGCUUUGUAAACCUCUAGAAUCACAAUCUGUACAUAAUAUACCCCCAAACGUGUCCCAUUUCAUUCGUAAAUAUUUUUAAACAUCCGUAACAAUAAUAAAAUCCCCCCCAAUAAUUCGGAGACUAUCAGAAAAAUUCACGAUAAAAAAAUGUAAAAAAAAUCAUAAAAAUUUCGUCUUUCCAAACCGGUGUGUCAAGUGUUGUCAAAAAAUAGCGGCGAGGCGACACUGUAUGUCACAAUUGAUUCAAUUGUUAAAUUCAUCUUGAAUCAAACCAUUUCCCCCAAUAAAAAAUCGCAAAGCAAUUUCUUUUGCCCCCGAAAAACGUUGAAAAGCCUGAAAAUUCAUAAAAUCCACUCGUAAAAAUGGGCAAUGCCAUGAGGAGCGACACUUCGUGAGACAUUUUGUGAGAGAGAGAAAGAACGAGUAAAAAAAAAAUAGUCGUGGGUUUUGUUAGUGCGACGCCGGUUGGAGUCGGGGGGAUAACCUUCAAAAUCGAAGCUUCCUUUCAAACCCUCGGGGACGAGCCUUCGAUAGGGAUAAUGAAGUGGCUCAGUACGAGCAACAUCGGCGGUGAACCGGCACCACAAAUGCAGCUACAUCAUCCAUCCGCCAAUGGCCACAUACCCACUGACGUCGAUCAGUGUGGACAGGUAAUGGCAAGUGGUGAAGCAGCACGUCUCCAAGCUGGACAGACAAGUCAAAUGGGCAUGAAUAGAGCCCAGGAUGACGCUAUGGUAGGUUAUGGGUUUCAGAGGCCAGCAGAGCCUGAAUUCAAUGCCCAGGCAUCGACAUUUCAGACUAAACAGACACCACGUGCUUGGGCUCUGGCAGACGAUCCCAUAAUUGACAACAGUCACGAAAAAUGGAAGUAUCCGAUGACAAAACUCAGUGUACCACAACAGAGUCAACCACCUCAGUUUGGACUUCAGGCGAUGAAUAACGUCCAUACUGUACCUUAUGAAAUACAUCCAAUGCAACUCAAGAGCGGAGGACCUGGUACCGAGCACUUGGUCUACCUAAAUAAUCAGAUGACUACCCAGCAGCUCGCUCUUUUUCAUCAUCAGCAUCAACAGCAGCAGCAACAGCAACAACAGCAGCAGCAACAACAACAGCAGCAGCAACAGCAAUUCAGAAAUGGACAGAUCGCACCCUCGGCUAAAAAAUUAUGGGGCGUGGAUGAGGGCGGUUCCAAGGAUGAGGGUGGUGUCAAGGGAGGUGGGAUACUUCAUCUUGGUGAUCAUCAGAUGUGGCGAGAUUCUACCUGGAGUACCCCAGAUCAUGCAGUCUCACAACCGAUAUCGAUGGGUACCGGAAGGCGAGUUGGUGUUGGCACUGGAUAUCAUCAUCAAACAUCUGAAGUUGGAGCUGUACUCAGCCCCAGAAGCAGUGAGACUGGUGGUCUUGGUGUUAAAAUGGUUGAAUACGUGCUGGGUUCAAGUCCCACGACACCGAAAGAUCUGGAGCCCCGAAUGGUUUCGCUGAGAUUGAAUGAUAGUACGGAUAAAAAGGACAAAGAUAAAGGUGCAGCAAGUCCAUUUGAUGGAUCUAAAGAUGACAAUGGACCUCAAGGCAAUGGUCUAGCCUCUCAGAAUGGUCUGGAUGAUGACAAAGGAUUUAAUCGUACGCCAGGAAGUAGACAGCCAUCUCCUGGUGAGGAGGACUUUCAGAAAAAUGCAGGGGCUACACUGGCUGUUAAUACUGGUGCUGGUGGUGUUGUUCUGCUGAAACCUGGUGAUGUUGUGGGAAGUGAGGAGCAUUAUAUGACAGCAUUUGCACCAGCACCACAUCAUCUUCAACAUCAUCAACCACCUACUCAUCAUCUUCAGCAUCCUCAUUCACAUGCCGCACAGUUGUUUGGUGCACAGGGGCCAUUGCCGCCACAAGGGCCACCUCAAGCACAACAGCAACAGCAACAGCAGGGUCCUCCACAGCCUCAGGACACGACAACUCAUUUCGACGUCCAGCAAUUGUUCAGGAGCCAACCGCAAGCUGCAACACCCCAACAACUCCAGAUACUUCAGCAACAACAGCAACAACAAUAUUUAGCAGCAUCCCAAGCAUCACAGACCCAACAACAACAGCAACAACAAAAUUUCCCGACAGCUCCUUACACUGUUAUCAGCGGACAAGAGCCUUACGUUGGUGCACUCAUCACUGGUGCUCCACCAGUGGUACCCCAGUAUUAUGGCGUUGGUCCAUGGGUUUAUCCAGCUGGACUACUACCACAGGCACCACCACAAGCAGCAGCACCACCACCCAGGAGACCACUUACACCGUCCUCUGCAGCAGCAGCUGCCGCACAAGACAGUGCUAACAAUCUUGCACAAACGGUUCAAGGACAGUAUCAAGUAAUUCCAGCCUAUUACGAUCAAAAUGGAUCAAUAGUGAUGGGUGGUGUACGUGGGUUAGGAUCAGCAGCGACUCCAAUGAGGCUAGUCAGUCCAGCCCCUGUCCUAGUGAAUCGAGCACCAUCGCAACCACCCCCAGGGCCACCAGCACCACCACCACCGAGCUUAUACUCUCAGCCCACUCCCACAUCACACAGUAAUGCAACACCAGGCGAAUGUUUAGGUCUGGCAGCUUGCAGUGCGGCGGCAGUGGUUGCACAAGCACAGGCAGUUGCCGUGCAACAGGCACAACAACAGGGCUCAGGACUUGCCGCUGGCCUGGCCGCUCUCGGUUACGGUGGUUCACCACUAGGUGCCCUCGGCUCACCAGCUCAACUUCAGAGUACAGGUUUGGGUCUCGGUGCAUCAUCAACUGGCAGACGGGAUUCAUUUGAUCGGAAUACAUCUGCCUUCAGUCCAAGUCUCGAAUAUAGUCGUGGAAAGUGGCCUCAAAGCUAUGGCGCAUUAGGAACUGUAACAGCUUCACCAAGUCCUCUCGGACUCUCCCUGACACCCCCACCGUCUAUUGGUGGAUCAUUGGGCGGUUUAGUAGGUGGUGCGAAUCGCGUUUCAGCAGCACCAGGUGCUGAGGCAAAAUUCAGGGCGAGUACUGUCCCAACAUUAACAGCGAAUGGUGUUUUUGGAUCGAGUAGUUCGUUGUUUCCGACUUUGGUUGGGAAACCAGGUAGGGGAGGAACGGCUGGAGUUGGAGAUAAAGGAGCUGGGGGACGUUCACGGCUGUUAGAAGAUUUUAGAAAUAAUCGUUUUCCGAGUCUUCAAUUACGCGACUUGGCAAAUCACAUUGUGGAAUUCAGCCAGGACCAGCAUGGCUCACGAUUUAUUCAACAAAAGCUUGAACGAGCGACAGCCGCUGAGAAACAACUUGUUUUCCAAGAGAUUCUGGCAUCUGCUUAUUCAUUGAUGACCGACGUUUUUGGAAAUUACGUGAUACAAAAGUUCUUCGAAUUUGGCACACCGGAGCAAAAAUCAACGCUUGCACAAAAGGUACGAGGUCAUGUACUCCCCUUGGCACUUCAAAUGUACGGCUGUCGUGUUAUCCAAAAGGCGUUGGAGUCAAUUGGACCCGAACAACAGCAAGAAAUUGUUCGUGAACUAGAUGGGCACGUAUUGAAAUGUGUCAAAGAUCAAAAUGGCAAUCACGUAGUUCAGAAAUGCAUCGAGUGCGUUGAGCCACGUGCACUGCAAUUCGUUAUUGGUGCAUUUGCUGGACAGGUUUAUUCAUUAAGUACACAUCCAUAUGGUUGUCGUGUUAUCCAACGUAUUUUGGAACACUGUACACCAGAACAAACACAGGGAAUACUGCAGGAAUUGCAUUCAGCUACGGAUCAACUAAUUCAGGAUCAGUAUGGCAAUUAUGUUAUUCAACAUGUAUUGGAGCAUGGAAAAAUUGAGGACAAAGCACAGUUGAUAAACAGCGUCAGAGGCAAAGUAUUGGCAUUAUCACAGCACAAAUUUGCUAGUAAUGUCGUGGAAAAGUGCGUUACACAUGCCACAAGGCAGGAGCGAGCCGUUCUCAUCGAGGAAGUUUGUGGUUUCAAUGACAGCGCAUUAAAUGUGAUGAUGAAGGAUCAGUAUGCCAAUUACGUAGUUCAGAAGAUGAUCGAUGUUGCUGAGCCAGGUCAACGUAAAGUACUGAUGCAUAAAAUUCGACCCCAUCUCAACAGUUUACGCAAAUAUACUUAUGGAAAGCAUAUAAUCGUGAAACUUGAGAAAUUCUUCAUGAAGGGUUCAUCAACAUUAGGUGUAUCGACUCCAGGUGGGGCAACAUCAGGUACAGGCGAUCUGGGGCCCAUUGGACCACCAGCAUCUGUUGCGGGUUCUGUACAGACGACUGCCCAACAACCAACACAGGUCUUAUAAACUAAGAAUUUCCUAAAAUCGUCACAUCUAAUUCAUCGUAACACUCGAAACGCAAAGUCUUAACUUUUGAAAUAUUAAGUCAAAGAUGGUCAAAAGUUGUGCCCAUGUAUCUGACACUGUUGUUGUGAUGAAAAUACUUUUCUUUGAUUAAAAUUACUCAUCAUUGAAAGUCCCACUUGCGAGGGAAAAAACCUAUUGACGUAAACGAUUUUUGUCAUCGUUACGAGUGUUACACUGAUCUCGAAGAGAUUACGAGAAGAUAAUUUCUGAUAACAAUAAUUUUUUUUCACUAUUAUUUGCGUGAUUGGAGAACACUCGUUUUGUAGGACGAAAUGCAUGAUAAUAGUGACGAAUUUGCUUGACUCUUUAAUCGAAUUAAAGAAUCUCGUUGAACCGGGUUAGAGAUAACGAUUAAACGAUCAUCGCAAACAAUUUUAUUUCUCAAAAACAAAGGUUUUUCUUUACUUCCCAUUUUUUUGCUUAUUAAAAUUUUCAAGAAUCAAUUACGAGGUUUACGAAAUUAUAAUUUAUUAUAAUUUAAUAUGAUAAGGAGGAAUUAAAUUUUACUUUUUCGUUUAAUUUAGAAAAUGAAGAAUAUACAAAUUUUCAUUUGAAAUCUUUCACAACAGCUGAUUAUCCUUUCGUUAUACGUCUCAACGAAAAGGAUAUCCUUGAGAAUAUAUCGAUAGAAAAAGCAAAAAUAUAGUGAACAAAAAUUUCGAGAAGCGAAAAAAAAAUGAAAAAUAACAGUUUAAUGAAAAAUUGAAAACCACUCUGAAACAAAGUGAGGAACUGCAUCCCCAUCCCAGCCUACAAUCCCUUUUUUUCACCUCCAUUAUUUCCCGAUUACCGCAAAUUUUGUAAAUUGUGAUAUAAAUAUUGAAUAACGAAAUGUGUAUAGAUACGACAAAACCAUCUCCCCUUUCUUUCCUUAAUUAAAUUUUUUUUAAUCCAUCCCCCCUGCAUUCAUUUCAACAGACUCUGUGAAUAUUAUGUAUUAUAAUAAUUACGAAUUAAUUGAAGCUAAAAAAUGGAUCUAAAAAAAUGAAGAAAUGAUAAACAACAUGAUGAGAGAGCGAAAUCAUUCAGAAAACAGAAAAAUCAUCUUUGAAAUUGGGUUUUCAUUGUUUCGAUUUUUCUUUUGAUCUUUAUACAAACAUUAAUAGUUGAACGAUAUUCUCUCGUCCAAAUCAGAUUGAUUUCCCCCUCCCUGCCCCCAACUCAUCCAAAAACACCUUCAUACCAGGUUUUCCUCAAAAAUCGAUGUAAGAUAGUUGCCAUUUUUUUUUACAAUGACAUGCACUCUUAAUUAAAAAAGAAGAAAUCAUAAAAAUUUAGAAUCGCGCGAUAUAAAUACUUCGAAUUUAGUUUAAACUUCAAUUGUAAAUUAUAUAUAUAUAAAUAUAUACAUACAUCUGUAAAAAAAAAGAGAAAAGUGAAAAGAAUGAAAAAAUCCAUGAGUUUUAGGGAAAAUUAAUUUUCGCACAAAAUUUUUCACCCUCCCGCCCUUUUGCCAAUUUGCCCCCAACUCUUGUGCAGUCGAUGUGACACAUUUCGAGGGGUUUUUAUUGUUUAAAUUAUUAGAAGGUAAUAACUGAAGUGAUUGAAUUUGUAGGGAUGUGGUGAAGGGUAAUGGAUUGAUUUUUUUUUGAUUCCGUUAAACGUGACAAGAAGAAAAUGUCAGGGGAAUUUUUUUUAAUCAACCCGGUAUAUUCUGAAAUGUUUAUGAAAUAAAGUUAAGGUCCAUUCAUUACGUUUUACCACCUCCACAGAAACUAAAUCUUUGCAGUGAUCUUUUUCUGCUUGAACAGAAUCACAAAUGUUUCGUUCUUAAAGCUUAACCUGAGACAUUACUUUUUAAUUAAUCAUGACGUUCAUUAUUACACUCAGUAGAGAGGAAUAAUAAUCGUCAGAGUGUAGAGAUAGCCGUUAUGCGAUGGUGAUCUUAAAAUUACGGAAAUUGAGCAAAUAUCGUAAGAAGGAAAUAUGUCGCAAAAUAAUUGCAUCGUCAGUUGUACACUUGUAAUAUUUCUUCAGCAUAAAUUUUAUAUGAGAAUAGUAACAUUAGCACGAAUACUUGUGAUCGCAUAAAAACAUAUAACAAAUUCCACCAUUGAUGAAAUAAUUAAUUGAAAAUGGUUCUUAAACAUGCGGAAAAAAUUGAGUAAAUGAGUUGAAAUGUUUUUUUAUGUAAAAUACUGUAUAUAGAAAAAUCAUCAUUUAAAAUGGAGUGAAAUCGACGUUUAGUUUUGGUAUUAAUUCUAUUUUUCAUUCGGGACAAAUUUUUUAAUCAAUAAAUGGAAAAGAACAUUCAGCGAAAUUGAGAAAUCGGUAGAAGUGGUAAAAUGUAACAAAUCGAGAGGUUUUUUCAUGGCUAUCUCGAUAGUAAGAGAAUUUAUUCCUUCCAUUUUACCAGAAAAAGAAAUCACUGUGAAGAUUAAUAUGAAAUUACACACCGAAAUGAUUACAGAAAUCUAAACAUUCCAGCCCGCAUCUCCUACCAAUAAAUAUCUAAAAGAAAUAGAGAACAUAAAAAUGAACAUUUUAGUAAAGAAAAAUAAAAAUCUGGAAAAUAAUGAAUCGUAAUGAAUGAAAAAGAUGAGAAUGCUAUGAAAUCAUAAUAGUUCCUUUAUCUUUGUCAAGAGUCGCGCGUUUAUCAUCUGUAAAUUAUUGACAAUUAACGAAUCAUUUGCAAUUACCUAAAAUAACGGAAUAAAGCCAACAAAGUAAUGAGAGAUAUGGUAUUAGUUGCCAUCGGAGUUUGUGACAAACUAAUAAAGAAAAGGAGUGAGAAAAAUGAGUGGGAAAAGUAAGAAAUAAUAUCUCAUGUCAUUUAUAUAUAAAAAAUAAUCCACUUGUAGAUGUAUAAUUAAUUAAUUAUUUGUUUUAUUAAUUAAUCUAUUAAUUAUUGAUACCAAUCGAUAAUAUUUUGUGUAACGAUUUUUAUUUUCUUUCAUUUUUCGUCCAAAUGCUCUGCCUUUUCAAUUUCCAAUUUCUAUUUUUUUUUUUUUUUCAUAAAAAUGUUGAUUCAAUCUUUGUAAACAAUAAGACAUCUUAUAUAUGCAUUAUAAAUAAUUAUCCCAGCUCUUUCUCUCCGCAUUAAACAGGGGAAUAAGGGUGGGAAGCGUUCGCAUGUAACAAUUUAUAAAUAUUGUGUAGAAUUUUGAAAAAAAAAUCAUCUCUCUCGUCUCCCGCCCCUGAACAUUCUCAUGAACUUUUUCCAUCUAGUGUCCAUCAUUUGUAGCUUUACAUCCAUAAAUAUCUAAUCGAUCUGACAUUUAUCUACUUAACAAAUAUAUUAAAAAUAAAAAAGGCAAUUUUACCUUCAGGUAAUGAGUAAAUUCAACUGUAAUUCAAUUGUAAACGAUGAUAUAUCUCGAAAUCCUUUUCAGUAUAAAUAAUGUAAAUUUUUUCUAUAGAAACUCGACUGCUCAGUUGUCACUACUUUUACGCAUGAUACUAAAAUUUAUCAGGAAGAGAGAAAAAAAAACGAGCAAAUGAGAAAAAUCUUAGGAACCUAAAGGAAUUCUUAUUUGAUUAUUGUUUAUAAACCAUUGUAAAAAAUUGUUUAUUUCUAGUUUAACGCACUUUUGGUUGACAAGCGGGUCUAUCCGGGAGUUGCUUUGAUCAUUUGCCCCCUCACGACAUUACACAAAAAAUAUAAGACACACAAAAAGUUGUAAGAGAGACUAAAACUUUUAAGUGGUGAAAUAGUUGAGUCAGGAGAGGUCGAUUCAUACGUCGAAUUAUUCGACGCUAUUUUGGGAAUAUUCGCACUAUCAUCGGAAAAUCGUAUUUCCUAUUCUACACUCAAUCUCUUCUGAUUUAUACCAAGUCAAAGGUUUUCAUGUUCUCUGAUAUAUGAAUAUAUCUCUGUAUCUGAAAAAGUGGAGAAUCAAUGAUUCUCUUUUCCCCUCAGCCAGCACUAUAUCCAUAUAUCACACCUGAAUAUUCACGAUCUAAUAGAGCCCAAUACAAAUCAUUUAAAAACACUUAAACGCAUUAAGCUAUAAUUAAAAACUUGAAAAUAUCCAUCGAUUAUUGGCGAUGAUGAUUAUUAUUGUAAUAAGUAAUAUUUAAAUAUUGUAACAAUUGUAUAUGAUUUUACUACUAACUAAUACACGCUAAUUGUAUUAUAUAUAUAUGGAAAGAAAAAUGAUAAAAAAAUAUGUGAAAAAAAAACGAUCUGCGUACCUCCCACUUUAUAGUUACACUUCAUAAAAAAAAUUAUUAAUUAUAAUAAUUAUCUGAUUACACGAGAAAAAAGAAAUUGAAAAAUUUUCAUCGAUAAAUGAUGAAUUUAAAAUCGUGUAGAAUCAUGUCAACCUCCCCUUCCCCCCUUUGCUUUAACUGCCAUGGCGCUGGCAAUUAAUUGCGAUUUAAUUUUCUGUUUACGUUGUCGAUUGAUUGUUGAUACGAUUGCAAAAGCUAAUUAAUCUCAAAUUAAGGAGAUUUAUUUUCAUUGGGAACUGGUGCGCCCCUGAUGUUUAAGACUGAUGUACAGUAGCGCGCUAUUCUCACAUUCACCCCACCCACCCACAUCAUUAAUUUUUUUCAUAACAAAGUGACAAAUGAUUGAAGUUAAUCAUGAGAAAAAUUAUCUUGAUUUUUUUUUGUAAGAAGAGGGAAAAUGCAUCAAUGAUACCAAAAAAUUGUGGACUCAUUUGAAGAAUUUCAGCGUGUAUAUAUUAAUAUCGACUUUUUACUUCCGGAGAAAGCCUUUCAUUUGCAGUCGAAGGAAUGUUACGGUUUGAGAGAUUUGCACAGGCAAAUGUGACGUGAAAUAUGUUAAAUUGGGUUUCGUUAAUCACUGUUUUAGAAAGAGUGGGUUCAGAAAUAAACGUAAGGGCAACGUUGUGGUGAGGAACUUUGUUUCAAGAUGUUGCACUUUACCUAGAUUGUUCCUCGUUUCGCCACUUCAUAAUUAAAUCCCUCGAAUAAUUAAUGCAGUCUCUGCAAUUAGACGAGUGCCACGCUAAAAUAACGUGCUGGUGAUUCCCCCAGCGUCCGUUCGAUUGACUAGCGAAUUAUAUGAAGUGGUUAAACGAAUGAAGUAUGAAAUCAGUUCGCAAACAUCUUGGGGAUUAGUUGUGAAGGGAAAUCGUACGAUGAAAAUUUAAAUUAAUUAUGAAGAAUAUUUUUCGCGUCCAGGAAAAUACGAUUGAAAAAUCUGAAUGAAGAUAUUGUUCACGGAAAAUUUUCUUGGGAAUAAUAAAUUAUUCCAGCAUUUACCGUUUCUCCGCAGGAUUUCAUGCUCAUUUAUUUAUGCAAAAACAAUUAUAACAUGUUGAUGAGUAAUAACAGAAUGGUGUUACUGAAGUCGUAUAUUUCAAGAUAGAACCGAAUUUAGAAAAGUGGGAUGGACAUAACGGCAUGAUUGACAUUUCGGUAUAGAAAAAGUAAAAAAAAUAUAUAAAAAAAAAGAAAAGAAAAAAACAAAAAAAAGGCAAAUAAAUACGUGAAAAUUGCAUACUUUGUAUAUUAGUGUAUAGAAUGUAGAAAAACGAGGAAAUGACGCAAAUGUAAUAGCCACAAGAAAAAGUUGAGAAAUACAAUAGGAUCCAUUUUCGACAAUGUUUUUUACAAAGAGAAUUAAAUUAAAAUUAUUAAAGAAGACGUUAUUGAACAGUACGCAGAGCAGUACAAGUAGAUAAUGGAAGUAACAAUAUCAUUGUAAUAUUUCAAACAGAAAUAAAUAAAUUCUGGUGAGAAGCUGUUGGUCAAAUGCACUAGAAAUGAGAAACGCAUUAAACAGACAUUAGAGAAGAUUGAAAUUUUGUUCUUCUCGCUGAAAAUUUAGUAUCUUUGUAUAAUUGUUGAAGACCAGUUAAACGUUAUUAUAUAAAUAAUUCCAGAACUCCUCUCAAUUAAUUGUUUUUAAACUUAAAUGGUAAACAUACCGAAAAAUCAAUUUUGUAGUGAAGUCAUAAUUUAAUUACAAAUCUUUCCUUUAGCUAUUCGGAACGUUUUUAUAAUUUCUCUUAUAAGUCUCGGGAAUUAUCAAGUCCAGAGAGAGAUCCUGGAAUAUGUUUUUGCAGAAAAUUCAAUAAUCAGAACAAUUGUCUCCUGACCAUUUCUGCCCCAUUGUUCAUAAUCGAAAUGAUAAAUUGUUUGUUUACCACUUCACUACAUAAUAUCAUUGUCAAAUUCAACAAAGUAAAGUCCAACUGAAAGUAUCUUUGCGUUGAAUACUUUAAAAUCAAACCUAGAAAAACAGAUUUUUUUCGCCUCUAUUGCUUCAAUAUUUUAAUAGAUGACAUUUGUUCGCUUUUUAGUUCACUUCACAUCGAAUAAUUUUUCAUGAUUUCAUUAUCACUCGCGCCGAAUCAUCCAGUAAGAACUACUCAUUCGUAUAAAUUACCUUUUCAAAAAAAAAUAAUUAAAGGAAUAAUGAGUGCUGGACUCCUCUACGUUAUUUUUAUUGAUUGUCUUUUACAUUUCAUAAAUGAUAAAUCGAUAUAAAUACCCAUUACUCCGAGGCACUCACAAAACACACAUCAGACACAAACAAGACACUUAAAAAAUGGUAAUAAGUAAACGGUAAUCUAAAUGUAACAUGUAUAUGAUGGCUGUACAAAUGUAACAUUUUUUUUCCAUUAUGUAUGAUGAUUAAUGAAAAAAAACUUGAUUCGAAUAAAAAAUGAAAAUUCA
Diachasmimorpha longicaudata is the source of this 11225-nucleotide messenger RNA. It is a transcript of the gene pum, whose product is annotated as maternal protein pumilio-like. Gene Ontology annotation, biological process: post-transcriptional regulation of gene expression. Lineage: Eukaryota; Metazoa; Arthropoda; Insecta; Hymenoptera; Braconidae. Bases 846 to 4574 code for a protein of 1242 amino acids. Gene Ontology annotation, cellular component: cytoplasm; nucleus. The record is from RefSeq and is a predicted model, not a curated record. The transcript is spliced from 18 exons. Gene Ontology annotation, molecular function: mRNA 3'-UTR binding.